CACGACCAGCUAUUGUGCCGAAAGCAGGGCUUUGGGCCACUCAAGUGAUACCCAUUUAACUGGCAUCACAUUUACAUGGGACAUUAGUACCACGACAGUCCAAUUGGUAAUUUUGUGCAAUUUUCGGUGCGUCAGUUCAGUGUGUUGACAGUGUUAAAUCAUUGAUUUAGUUCACCCACACCUUGGAUUUAUCAAAUUUUUGAUUGUUGACGGUCUUUAAGAAAAGAAUAGCCACCACCUCUAGUUUAAGUGCCUACAUGCGGUUUCUGGUGUCAUUUCAACACCGAUCAAAAAUGAGAUAUCUGGUACUCGUCCUUUUGGGACUGUUGGUACCGUAUACGAGGGCCGAACCCUCUGUCCACAUUUUAGCAGAAACCCUCGAACAAGUGGUGACCUCAACUACCUUGGAAUGGGUCCCGAGCAGCAGUAUUAACGACGCUUUGAUCAAGAACGCCGUAGUUGGAUCCAACCAAACCAUUGAAGCCGAGGCAGACGUCGAGGCCAAUGAAGAGGACUUGGAACCACCGACAGCCCCAGUAUACAUUUGCAGAGCAAAGGCAAACGGAGUCUGGGUGUCUGGUCAGCUUCGCCCCGACAAGAACGUCUGCGUGAUUUCUUUGUACAAGACAGUAAAGGAAGAGAAAUCGUUUGAAAUUCUGAUCAACAUCGAAAACAGUGCUCGCCUCAGCUGGGUCUACAGAAACAAGUACACCCUCAACCCACCAGGUGGCGUCUGCAGUGAUGAGCAACAUAAACACUUCAUUGCUAGAAGGAAAGCAAAGACACACGGCAAGAAAGGGUCGUUGAGCUACUACAUGGGCAUCUUCGAUCCCAACGAAAAUUUGGGCGUGUUCCAUUUAGUUGAUCAAAACAACAAUGAAUUGGUUUUUGAAGAUGGGGAGAUUUUGGUUGAAUCUGAACCAAUCCGCUACGAAUUCAAAUCAAUUAAAUUCCAUAGAACUCACCGACCCUUCCCGAGGAGGCGCACCAUCCUGGGUACAGCAAUUUUGAAAAACGAAGAAGAAGGUCUACAACGUGUCGAAAGUGUAAUUAGUUACAACUACACCUACACUUUAUCCUGGGGUAAAGGACAUGGCUUACUUACUGGAGUACCAGUUUCCAUUCACCUUUCCAACGGUACCACUUUGGACGGACACUGGGCCAUAGCUGAGGCAAAAGACAAAGUCGAAAUAUCACCCAUUGAGAGCUAUUUGGAAGCUGGUACUGGUGUAAAUGUAACCUUAGUAGGCAACUACACCGAAACUGAUAUUCCUUACACUGCCACCGUAGUUGCUAUCUACAAAGACAAUCGACGACGCGAGUGGGUCAUCCACGAAAGCAAACGCGAGAGGAAAAUGGUAGACGUCUAUCCACAUUUCGAUCCAAUUUACUUCCUCCACAAUAACAGCCACGUACCCACCACAACGACAACCACCACGACCACCACGACAACCACAACCACCACCACAAAAACCACCUCGACCACUCAGGAAGUCACCCCCAUAUCUUCCCCGCCAGAAGUGAUCGUCAUCAACCAAAAGGCAUCAUCUGAAGUUGAAGCACCACCGAAGAAUGAAGGCGGUGGAACCAUGUUUUCCGACGACAGCGACAGCAACGCUUCAUCGUUGACCAAGAAUUCAGCCGAAGUGAAAUCCAGUUCUGCUGUUAACGUAUUCAGUGGUUUCUUAUUGUUUAGUGCGAUCGUGACCCUCAGGGUCACGUAAGAUGAAUGCCUCUUGAUUGCUGUAGAUCGGCGCGCCGAGUGAUGAUAAGUUUGCAUAAAAAAAGCUAAUAGUGAAAUGCUUGAUUAAUUUCUUGAGGUUCUUCAUUUCCUUAGCGUAGAACUUUAUCAUUUUACAUCUUCGAGGUAGUUGUUCAGUUUUAUGUACAUAGACGUUGUAAAUAAAGUGACAAAAGGAUUGGAGGAGUGAUUUUUUAAAGUGACAAGUUACGUCCAUAGUUAGAGCGUAGUUUGAAACCAGGGGGGAAUAAUCUGAUUCGGGGAGAAUUUGCAUUGACUUUAUAUUUUGCAAUUGUCAAAAGAUUGUAGCGCGUGGUAAUAUAUUUUUGCUAAAAUUACGGCUAGGUGUAACAGUAUUGGAAAGGUACAAAAAUCUUUUUCAAUGUUCAUUGUUGUAAGUUAUUCAGGUGGCCUCUACGUCGUCUGACACUUUCUCUCACUCUCUUUCUCUAAACGUAAAUAACUUCAAUGGCCGAUUCAAUAAAUUAGUCAUAGUUACAAAGAGUUCAUUCCAUUUUAUAAGUACAAACAGAAGUUGUUUCCAUUUAGAUCCAAAUUAAAUGUCUUUUAUCUUUACGUAAAUCAUCUUAGCAAUCAAACAGGAAAUUUUAAUGUUUAAGGAUUUUAAUGCUGUUUCAGAUGUUAUAUAAAAAUAUUAUGUAUUAUUGUAGUUCAGACAUAAACACAUGGUAAAUCAAACAUAACUUUAUAAUGUAAAUUUAAUGGUUCAGGAACGAGAUAGGUGCAGCUUUAUUGAUUAAGGUACAUAUCAAUGUAGAAUUGAGAAAAAUGUUGAUUCACAGUAAAAGCGAAUAUGCUAAGUUGCAGUUUUUUUCAAAGGAAUGAACCUAAAUGUAAUCAUUUUAAUAGUUACGAUGUGAUAUAUAUAUAUAUAUUAUAAAAUUUAACAUUAUUCUCGAUAUGUAUUCUUAAGCUUAUCCAAUAUACUGGUGUUUUAAAUUAAGUAUGAAAUAAAAGGAUCAAAAUAAUGAAAAAUAUUGCUGUAAUUUCAAUAUUGAAUUUCUUCGUGUUCCUAAGAUACCAUUUUAGUCGCAGAUUGUUUAAUUAUGUAAAGACCGAGAUGACUCUAUGUCAGCAGUGUGAUUCAAUUGUGGACUGAACAUGUAAAAAUAUAAUUGUGUACAUUUUAUGUAUGUAGAUAUUAUAAAAUAUACUUAAAAAUAUUCGAAUA
Aethina tumida (small hive beetle) is the source of this 2933-nucleotide messenger RNA. It is a transcript of the gene uzip, whose product is annotated as protein unzipped. NCBI's taxonomy places the organism in Eukaryota, Metazoa, Arthropoda, Insecta, Coleoptera, Nitidulidae. Bases 258 to 1724 code for a protein of 488 amino acids. The transcript is spliced from 4 exons. The record is from RefSeq and is a predicted model, not a curated record.